Loa loa (African eye worm) is the source of this 837-nucleotide messenger RNA. RefSeq lists its product as hypothetical. The record is from RefSeq and is a predicted model, not a curated record. The annotation marks the transcript as partial. NCBI's taxonomy places the organism in Eukaryota, Metazoa, Nematoda, Chromadorea, Rhabditida, Onchocercidae. The transcript is spliced from 4 exons. Gene Ontology annotation, cellular component: membrane.
GUUUAUCAUUUGGAAGAAUGCAAAGGAUUUGCAAGUAUGGGAGUAAAAAUUAGUGAGCUUGCUCGUAAUGUUUACUAUGAUGGAAUAUGGCGUUUUUGGACUAGACGUAUCGCUACCGUAUUUUUGCCAUUUUUUGUUUUAUUAUAUUGUAAUGCAGCCAUUGUGAUCAAUUUACGGAAAAAUAAUCGCGAAAAUACGAUUAGAAUACUGAUAUUAUAUUGCAUAUUUGGAAUUUCGAUGGCAUCAUGUAAACUUCGUAAUCGUCUCAAAGCAGCAACAAGAUCAUUGAUAAUGGUUGUCACCUGUUAUCUAUGCUCCAAUAUCAUUGAUGUUAUCAUUGCCGCAUGGGAAUAUUUGGAUAAUGCAUCAUUAUUACAAUUGGAAGAAUUUUAUUCGAUUGCAACCGAUGUUUCCUCAUUACUUACCAUAUUAGCUGCUAGUUUACGAUUUCCUAUUUAUUUAAUUAAUGAUAAAAUUAUUCUAAGAGAGGUUCGUUUUACUAUAUGCUUUUUUUAUUAUCAUUUGGCAUUCUGUUUCUCAGUACUAUCGAAACGAUCCAGACGAAAGCAUCAUUUAAAGGGUGAAUUGAAACAACAAUUAAAUUGUCAAAACAAAACUGUUACGUCUAAUUCAACUGAUAAUGUUACGGUGCCUAAAACACGAAAUAGUUUAGGUGCAGUAUUCAUAUCUAUAACAGGUAUUGGCUUAAAUAGAGAACAAUCACAACAUUCAAUUGUUGCGCUAGAAACGGUUCCUGUACAAAUUGCAGUCCGGAUUCCAUUAGCUACCGCAGAACAAUCAUCUUUUGAAGAAAAUGGCGAUCAUGAAACAAUUUGA